Mollisia scopiformis is the source of this 441-nucleotide messenger RNA. RefSeq lists its product as uncharacterized. The record is from RefSeq and is a predicted model, not a curated record. The transcript has 5 exons. The coding region runs from base 1 to 441 and encodes 146 amino acids. Lineage: Eukaryota; Fungi; Ascomycota; Leotiomycetes; Helotiales; Mollisiaceae.
AUGGUGUUGAUUACCACAGGGUGCCCCCGCCCCACUGUUAUUAAUCAUUGUAAUUUCCAUUCCCUCCAAGGCCACUGGGACAUUCCGGACAUUCCGGAUGUCUCUCCGGGGUCUGGAGCCAGCCAGACCCCGGAGAACUUAGACCAAUUGAGACGAGACCCGCAGGGAUUCGCGGAUUACCUCGAGGGGAAAUUCCACGAGAGCAAAGCAGCAGCCAUGUCUGUAGAGUUCUGUUAUGAUUCAUUCUCCUUCUUUAUCAAAAUUCACCAGAUCCUUGAUCCUGUUCAGAUCGUCCUGGACACAUGUCCGCCCUUCUGUAUCCUUCCCACUAUCCGGGGCCCUGUCGGCUGGUCCGUCGAACGAAAUGUUCUUGCUAUCGUCGAAUGUCGACACGUUUUCCUCGAAAGUCGGGGUGUUGAUCAACUGCCAUUGGCAAUCUGA